AUGGGUUUUGACAGGAACUCUAAGUUGUUUAUUGAAGCGAUUCGGGUUAUUAGUUCUUUGACUAAAGAGAAUUGGGAGUUGAAAUUGGAGGUGUUUAAGAGUUUGGGGUUUUCGGAAGAUGACAUUUUGUCAAUCUUUAGGACACAGCCUCAGGCUUUUACUAAGUCAGAGAGGAAAAUUAGGGCGAUAACUCAGCUUUUUCUUAGCACAGGCAAAUGUGAUAUCUCAUAUGUUGUUAAAAACCCAGACUUGCUUGGUCGCAGUAUUGAGAAUAGGCUUAAGCCACGGCUAAGAGUUGUGGAUGUAUUGGCAAGCAGGAAUUUGCUUCUUAAAAAGCCAAGUUUGGCAAGUGUAUGCAGGAUCACUGAAGAGAAGUUCUUUGAGAAAUAUGUACUCCCUUAUACAAAUGAAGUUGGCGAAUUAUUCAAGGCUAACAAGGGGGAGCAAUAG
Messenger RNA from Cornus florida, 450 nucleotides. RefSeq lists its product as uncharacterized. Gene Ontology annotation, biological process: regulation of DNA-templated transcription; chloroplast organization. Lineage: Eukaryota; Viridiplantae; Streptophyta; Magnoliopsida; Cornales; Cornaceae. The record is from RefSeq and is a predicted model, not a curated record. Bases 1 to 450 code for a protein of 149 amino acids. The transcript has a single exon. Gene Ontology annotation, cellular component: chloroplast. Gene Ontology annotation, molecular function: double-stranded DNA binding.